CGCGCAGUGGGCGCGCCCAGGGCGGGGCCUGCAGGACCGCCGCGCCACCCGCCCGCCGCCGCCGCCAUGAUCAUCCCGGUCCGCUGCUUCACCUGCGGCAAGAUCGUGGGCAACAAAUGGGAGGCCUACCUGGGGCUGCUGCAGGCCGAGUACACCGAGGGGGAUGCCCUGGAUGCUCUGGGCCUAAAGCGCUACUGCUGCCGCCGUAUGUUGCUGGCACACGUGGACCUGAUUGAGAAGCUGCUCAACUACGCACCACUGGAGAAAUAGCUGCUGGAGCUGCCUUCCUGCUCUGCUGACCAAGGACAGUGUCACGCCGAGUUCAUCAGCUGAGGUGUUGUGCAGUUGAGAGCAAUGCCUGGCCACAGUCAUGUACCUCCCAUGCUGGAAGAACUGUCCAGUAAAGGUCUUGAGAAUUACCCAGGUG
Molecule: messenger RNA, 427 nt
Organism: Sciurus carolinensis (gray squirrel)
Lineage: Eukaryota; Metazoa; Chordata; Mammalia; Rodentia; Sciuridae
Gene: Polr2l
Product: RNA polymerase II, I and III subunit L
Exons: 2
Coding region: 67-270 (67 amino acids)
Biological process (GO): transcription by RNA polymerase II; tRNA transcription by RNA polymerase III; transcription by RNA polymerase I
Cellular component (GO): RNA polymerase III complex; RNA polymerase I complex; RNA polymerase II, core complex
Molecular function (GO): DNA-directed RNA polymerase activity; zinc ion binding; DNA binding
Source: RefSeq, a predicted model, not a curated record